Messenger RNA from Durusdinium trenchii, 438 nucleotides. NCBI's taxonomy places the organism in Eukaryota, Dinophyceae, Suessiales, Symbiodiniaceae. The record is from the annotation of a GenBank genome assembly.
AUGGCUUCCUCCAGUUGGAAAUCAUUGGUGCUGACGCUAGCGUUGGAUGCUGGAAUGUGCUCUCCAUAUCAAUGGCAGACCUGGUGGCUGGACAUCCAGGCCCGGGCGCGAAACUUGGGCUACAGCCCAGCGGUCAUCAGAGACUGCGUCCGUGGCCGGGCUUGUGCUGGAGUCCGUAGCCACUGCGGUCCGGACGCAAAGAAGGAUGUGGCGAUACACAACGAAAGUUAUAGAUUGCUUUUGUUGUUCUCGGCAUCAGUAGCCCUGCUGGUAGGCUUGGCAACCGCCAACCUGCCAAGAUUGGAAGAAGACAAACAAAAUCGUGUCGAAGGAGCAUGGUUUAUGUUCAACUUCCAGUGCUUGGAGCGGAACACAGAAGAAGCGCUUAUCCUUCUGCAGAAGCAUGGGUUGCUUUGCGGAGAUAGGAUGGUUCUGUGA